Molecule: messenger RNA, 429 nt
Organism: Meloidogyne enterolobii
Lineage: Eukaryota; Metazoa; Nematoda; Chromadorea; Rhabditida; Meloidogynidae
Source: the annotation of a GenBank genome assembly
AUGUCAUUAUUCUUUUUAAUUGUAUUUUUAUUCACCUCAAUUAAUCAACUACUAAUUAGAGCCCAGCAACAAAAUUUAGCUGUCCAUGAAUUACCCCUUCCAACUCCCAUAAUUUUGGAAGAUGUUAAUUUAACUUCAACAUCUUUCCCAAACUCUCUAAAUUCAACCUCAAGUCUAGGCACAACCGCCCCAUUAACCUCUCAAUUAGCCAAACCUCCUUCUGAUGCCGAGAGAAUAAAUAGAGAAACUGGAACAACAAUGGCAGGAAUUCAUCAACAAUUAGAUAAUCAAAGUAAUAGUGAAAAGACAAAAAUAGAUUCAGAAAAGAAUUUAACGUCUGGAAAUGUUGCUAGACGCUCGCCAGAUUCAUCUACAAAUUAUGAAAAUAAACAUAGACACAGUUUGAAACCGGAAACUAAAGGUAGAUAA